This is a messenger RNA of Microthlaspi erraticum, 1821 nucleotides long. NCBI's taxonomy places the organism in Eukaryota, Viridiplantae, Streptophyta, Magnoliopsida, Brassicales, Brassicaceae. The record is from the annotation of a GenBank genome assembly.
AUGACUCCGAGGGUUGCUAUGAGGCGUCGCUCUGCAGAAGUUGCUACCACAGAGCCAACAGAGAAAGGAAAUGGGAAGAAUCAGACUAAUCGAAUCUGUUUAUUGGUUUCUCUAUCACUCUUCUUCUGGGCAUUGUUGCUCUACUUCCAUUUCGUCGUCAUCGGGAGCAGCAGCAUCGAGAAGCAGAUCCAAUUGCAACCUAGCUAUGCCCAAUCUCAACCAUCAUCGAUCUCUCUCCGUGUAGAUAAAUUCCCUCUCGAGCCUCCCGAAGAGCCUCUAGUGAAACCUAUACUCCCUCCUGCCCCAGUAGCCAACUCUACAUCCACCUUUGAGCCGCCUCCUCGAAUCGUCGAGGAGUUUCCGUUUGUGAGAGCGUUGAAGACAAUCGACAACAAGAGUGAUCCGUGCGGAGGCAAGUACAUAUACGUUCACGAUCUUCCCUCCAAGUUCAACGAGGAUAUGCUUAGAGACUGCAAGAAGCUUAGCCAGUGGACCAACAUGUGCAAGUUCACCACCAAUGCCGGCCUUGGUCCGCCGCUCGAGAAUGUCGAAGGUGUCUUCUCCGAUCAAGGCUGGUACGCGACCAACCAGUUUGCCGUUGACGUGAUCUUCAGCAACAGGAUGAAGCAGUACAAAUGCUUGACCAACGAUUCUUCUCUCGCCGCUGCAAUCUUCGUGCCCUUCUACGCUGGAUUCGACGUCGCUAGGUACUUGUGGGGAUACAACAUCUCCACCAGGGACGCUGCUUCGCUCGAGCUGGUCGAUUGGCUCAUGAAGCGGCCUGAGUGGGAGAUAAUGAGAGGGAAAGACCAUUUCCUUGUGGCUGGGAGGAUUACUUGGGAUUUCAGGAGAUUGUCUGAGGAGGAAACCGAUUGGGGCAACAAGCUUCUCUUCUUGCCAGCUGCCAAGAACAUGUCUAUGCUUGUCGUUGAGUCGAGCCCCUGGAACGCUAACGACUUCGGGAUCCCGUACCCGACCUACUUCCAUCCGGCGAAAGACUCGGAGGUGUUCGAGUGGCAAGAGCGGAUGAGGAACCUCGAGAGGAAGUGGCUUUUCUCCUUUGCUGGAGCUCCACGACCCGACAACCCCAAGUCCAUCAGAGGCCAGAUCAUCGACCAGUGUCGGAACUCGAAUGUUGGGAAGCUGUUGGAGUGCGAUUUCGGGGAGAGCAAGUGUCAUGCGCCGAGCAGCAUCAUGCAAAUGUUUCAAGGCUCUCUCUUCUGUCUGCAGCCGCAGGGAGACUCUUACACAAGAAGAUCGGCUUUUGACUCGAUGCUCGCCGGUUGCAUACCGGUCUUCUUCCACCCGGGCUCAGCCUACACUCAGUACACGUGGCAUCUCCCCAAGAACUACACAACCUACUCUGUUUUCAUCCCCGAGGACGACAUUCGCAAGAGGAACAUGAGCAUCGAAGAGCGGCUCCUCCAGAUUCCGCAGGAGCAGGUCAAGAUCAUGAGAGAGAACGUCAUAAACCUCAUCCCGGGGCUGAUCUACGCAGACCCGAGGUCAGAGCUGGAGACGCUCAAGGAUGCGUUUGACGUGUCGGUGCAGGCUGUGAUAGACAAGGUGACUCGGUUGAGGAAGAACAUGAUCGAGGGUCGAACCGAGUAUGACUACUUCGUGGAGGAGAACAGCUGGAAGUAUGCGUUGCUGGAGGAAGGACAACGGGAAGCCGGUGGCCAUGUUUGGGACCCGUUCUUCUCGAAACCGAAGCCAGGAGAAGAUAGCAGCAGCAGCGGCGACGGCGGUGGAGGCACGACCAUCUCCGCGGAUGCAGCUAAGAACUCAUGGAAGAGUGAACAGAGAGAUAAGACGCAAUGA